Rhagoletis zephyria (snowberry fruit fly) is the source of this 984-nucleotide messenger RNA. The record is from RefSeq and is a predicted model, not a curated record. NCBI's taxonomy places the organism in Eukaryota, Metazoa, Arthropoda, Insecta, Diptera, Tephritidae.
AUGGAGGAUGAAGACCAAAUGGAUGCAUCAUUCGACGACUUCGACGAUGGCUCUGAUGACGACAGUUUCGGUGGCAAUUUCAGAGUGCUGUCCUUGGAGGAGAAGAAAGCAUGCAUCAAAAAGUUCCGCCAAAACCGAGACAAGGUGCGAGAGGUCGACCUGGAUGGAAACCCUAUACCAGUGGUGGUCGAUAAGAUGCGAGCCAAUGUGGUGGGCCAGAAUGAAACACUGGAAGAAGUUGGAGUGAACGAACUGCUGACGCAUGAUGCCAAGGUCCUCAGCCUGACGUUCCACAAGUCAUAUGACAUGGUAAAAAAAUUCAACACUGAAUUCAAAUUCGAUAAACGCGACUUCAACAAACUACUUGGGCAAAUGGUGUCUGGCGCAGGGAGAAUUGAUAAUGCCGAAUCUGCGAGCCCCUUCCGUCCCAAACAUCUGGUUAAGAUCAGCAAAAUGUGUCAACACAUAAUGCACGCUGUCCCUACUGUGAUUCCGUCCUUUUUAACGCCUGAAAAUCACAUCAGGAAGACGAUUGUUCGCCGUCCACGACAAACUCAAUCGUCAGUUGCCACACAGCCAAAGAGAGUUGACUCGACUAAUAUGAAAAAUGUGGAGGACGAGUCUGAAAAGCGCAUGCGAAAGAUACACGAAAAAUUGGAAAAGUUGCAGCGCCGAAACAAAUCUGGCACACCGCUACUUCAGAGCAUCAUCGACCCUACCUCAUUCGGCAAAACGGUGGAAAACUUUUUCAACAUUGCCUUUUUAGCGCGUCAAAAGCGGAUCAAAAUUGAACCUGACCUCAACCUUCCAGAUGAUGAGCCCAUUGUGACGGCAUUAGGCGCUCAAAAUGUCGAUGAUGACGAAGAAGAGGGAGAGGCAGCAGUGGAUACUUCUCACAAGGCCAUUCAAUCGGUUUUGACGCUAGACCAUGAAACAUUCCAACUGCUGGUAAAGAAUCUGGGAAUCACACAACCAGCUGUCUAG